This is a messenger RNA of Castor canadensis (American beaver), 3275 nucleotides long. It is a transcript of the gene Mrm3, whose product is annotated as mitochondrial rRNA methyltransferase 3. Lineage: Eukaryota; Metazoa; Chordata; Mammalia; Rodentia; Castoridae. Gene Ontology annotation, molecular function: RNA binding; RNA methyltransferase activity. The record is from RefSeq and is a predicted model, not a curated record. Gene Ontology annotation, biological process: RNA processing.
AUGGCGGUGGUGGCAAAGGGCAUGUGGUGUACUAUGAGACCGCUGCUGCCGGUGGUCCAGAUUUGGGACCUGGACGCACGGCGCUGGGUCCGGACAUUGCGGCGGAGCCCAGUAAAAGUGGUGUUUCCAUCCGGGCAGGUGGUGGAACGGAAGCGUCCUCCCGAGAAGCAACCCCGCAAGGCGGCGUCUGAGGCCAGUAGCCUGGCGCAGAGACAGAAACCACCGCAUCAGACGGCUCCAUCCCAGACCCCUAGCACCUGGGAAGAGGCAGGGCUUCGCUACGAUAAGGCUUUUCCUGGGGACAGGAGACUGAGCAGUGUAAUGACAAUCGUUAAGUCCAGGCCAUUUCGGGAAAAGCAAGGGAAGAUCCUGCUGGAAGGUCGCAGGCUGAUUGCAGAUGCUCUCAAGGCCGGGGCUGUGCCAAAAGUUUUUUUCUUUAGCCGUCUGGAAUACAUAAAGGAGUUGCCCGUCGAUAAGCUGAAAGGUGUCAGCCUCAUUAAGGUGAAAUUUGAGGAUAUCAAGGAUUGGUCCGAUCUAGUAGCGCCACAAGGAAUAAUGGGGAUUUUUGCCAAACCUGACCAUGUUAGGAUGACAUAUCCAGAGACUCAGCUUCACCAUUCCCUGCCCUUAUUGUUGAUUUGUGACAAUCUCCGUGACCCUGGGAACCUGGGAACAAUUUUGAGAUCUGCAGCUGGAGCAGGCUGUAGCAAAGUAUUACUCACCAAAGGCUGUGUGGAUGCCUGGGAGCCCAAAGUGCUACGGGCAGGCAUGGGAGCACAUUUCCAGGUGCCCAUUAUCAACAAUCUGGAAUGGGAAACAGUGCCCAAUUACUUGCCCCCUGAUACCCGGGUCUACGUAGCAGACAACUGUGGCCUCUAUGCUCAGGCCCAGAUGUCUAAUAAAGCCAGUGACCAAGGCUGGGUGUGUGAUCGGCGAUUCCUGAAGUUUCACAAGUUUGAAGAAGAGGAGGAGGAUUGUGUAGACAUCAGAACUGGUAAAGACUGGUUCCCUGAACUUGAAGUCCAGAGUUACGACUUGGACUGGACAGAGGCACCAGCAGCUGUGGUGAUUGGUGGGGAGACCCAUGGCGUGAGCCUGGAGUCCCUGCAGUUGGCUGAGAAUACUGGGGGCAAGAGGCUGCUGAUUCCUGUUGUGCCUGGUGUGGACAGCCUGAACUCAGCCAUGGCUGCAAGCAUCUUGCUUUUUGAAGGGAAAAGGCAGCUGCGGGUAAGGGUGGAACACUUAAGCAGAGACAGGAAUUAACACUGGGAUGACACAGAAGUUCUCAGGUGGAGGAUUCCUGCAACUCCUCCUAUCUUGUACAUUGUUAGGAGGCUGGCAGAAUAGGAAACUGGCUUCCUGUGCCACACAGGACAGAGGAGGUAGGCAUUGGUUAUUGGGAAAAUGAGAAUUUCUGCUUUUCCUCAUAAACAACAAAGGUCAAAAUUCUUGUGAUCUCUUAUCUUUCCAUCAGUUCUUAGAAUAUAUCUCUUUUUCUUUUUUCUCUGUUUGUGAUAACACAAAUUAGGUGAUCACACCGCUCUGUAUAUAUAAUUUUCAAAUACUGUCUAUUAGAGCUAGGAAUGUGGCUCAGUGCUAGAGCUCUUGUCACUAUCUGUGAGUCCCUGGGUUCCGUCCCCAGCACUGGAGGAAAAAACUGUUCCCUGAGGAUCAUUUUCUUGCCCAGAAAGUUCCUGAAGGCAUCAGUCUUAGAGAUGAGCAUCCUUGGAUUAGUGGUAGGUGUUUUGCAUCAUUAAGCACUGGUUACAGGUCAUGCCAAGUCACCAUGUCUGAUCACUGGCCAAUGGAAAAUAAACUGUGAAGUAUAGAAUUGGCAGAUUAUAUUGAACAGUUUUAUUUAAAUGCAGUCAGAUAUUAAUAACCCGGGUGGAUGAGUGCCAGAGAUUGUGGAAUUCAUUAGCCACCUGUUCUUUGGCCUUGGAUGUGUUGUCUCUGGGGCAGUUUGUUCAGCCCUUCACUUUUGCAGCCCCUGUUUAUGUAUAUCCCCCCUUUGCAGAUGAACAGUAGAAACAGUUAAUUCAUCAAGUGGUGUCCUACCUUCUUAGCACCUCUGCAAAUAUCUUUUUGAGGACUCUACAGAAAAAGGAAGAAACUUGAGUUUUCAUAUCUGCAGCUUAACGAUGCAUCUGUCAGAAGAAUGUCACCCUUUUUAUCAGCUCCCUGUUAUUAGGUCCUAGUUUAUGUAACACUUGAUUAAAUUGCUCAGGAAAAUGCCAGUAUUCCUAGAUGAUGUGUGAACACAGGUCUCCUGUGAGGUUAGUGUGGCUACUUACAGAACUAUGCAGCACUCUCAACCCCCCAGGGGACCAGGGCAAGCUAGAUCCUUACCUGCCAGGUGCUGGCCAGGAUAUAGUCGGAGGCAAAGGCAAAUGCGGAGUGUGACCACUGUCUGCAAGUAAGUGUGGGAAGUGGUGGUUGCGCUGGAAUAUAGGAAUUGUUCCACACUCUGCUUUUAUAACCACAGAGAAGAGGGCUAGAGCUGAGGAUGAUGAGAGUGUGGCUGUACAGUCUCCUUAUUACAUAGAGUCCAGUGGUGAUUUGGAUUCCUUGGGAUCCCUUUAGCUGUGCAUUCAGGGAAGUUGAGUGAGUUGCCGGUGCGUGGAAGAGAAACCACAGGCUGCCCCCUUCCCAUUCUGCUCCCCCGCUCCCUAGUAAAACUUCCUUUUGGGAGAACCAAAUGGGCAAACAUACUCCAUGCCCCAAGUGGCAGGUGGCAUUUGUUUGUCGUGUUUGAGGGGUUAGCUGUGUCAUCCCAGGCUGACCAGCCUGAGCUACAACUUGGGUGUCCUGCUCUGGUCUAGCCCUGUCUAGGACUCUGCAAAAAUGGUCUAUGCAGGUGGCCCACAGAUUCUUGCCACCCUCCAUCCUCUGUUAGCUUUUAGAAAGUAGAAGAACUCAAAGUCUUUUACUUUACUGUUAUCCACAAAGCCUGGAGCACCAUCUGCAAAUGUGACAGGAGCUGAAAAGGACUGCAGUGACUGUCACAGCAGGCUGGAAGGCAGCCCAGAGAAUUCACAACUUUCACAUCUGCUGACAUUUAGUCUCCCCCUCAACACCUUAGAAAAGUGCUAAAGAAACAAGUCCCUAAAAGGAAGUCCGUGUCUUUCCAUCAUGAAACCAACUUCAUGUAAUUUGUGUCCCUGAACUGUGUUCCCACGGGUUUUGUUACAGAAUAAAAAUCAAUGAAAAGCUAAGCACUGGUGGUUCACACCUAUAAUCCUACCUACUCAGGAGGCAGAGAUCAGGAGGAUCAU